Messenger RNA from Cephus cinctus (wheat stem sawfly), 1118 nucleotides. RefSeq lists its product as uncharacterized. The transcript has 5 exons. Gene Ontology annotation, molecular function: glutathione transferase activity. Gene Ontology annotation, cellular component: cytoplasm. NCBI's taxonomy places the organism in Eukaryota, Metazoa, Arthropoda, Insecta, Hymenoptera, Cephidae. The record is from RefSeq and is a predicted model, not a curated record. Gene Ontology annotation, biological process: glutathione metabolic process.
ACGCCCGAGUACACUAAGUAUAAUAUUGGUUCUUAUAGUAUAUUUUCUCAGAUAAGCUUGCCUGAUCAUCAAUUAAGUGAUACCGACUUUCUGAAAAAUAACGCGGAGGCGAUAUACGGUGUAACAGAGAGAUAAAGCUAUGAGAAUGAGAUUGGUGGCUAUAUCAAUUUCAUAUCUAGCACUGCUCACACAAGAACGCCAUUCUUAAUAAAUUGAGAUUCAAGUGAUCAUCAAUCACCUAUAGUUGUAUUACCAGUGCACAGGUGCCAAAAGGUAUACAGUGAAAGCGUUUGAAACAUUAGACAUCGCGAAUAAAUAAAAUCUGCAUGGCCCUAACACAAAACAAAAUGCUGCAAAUCGUCGAGAAAUUUCAAGAUAAUUGUAUCACAUCACAAUUUGAUAGUUUGAACUGUGGUUAGCUCAUUGCUUACUGUUAUACAAGGCUACCAUUACGAACCAAUUAUCAUGAAAAUAUAAUCCAAAUCAUAACUUCAAGCAAAUGCCUUGAUGCAAGCCUUUAGAAUAAAUAUGAAUAAGGAUUAGUAGAGAGUCUAGGUAAGAAGCAUGAGUCUAAGACUGUAUUAUGACAAGGAACAAAGUAUUUCUACAAAAGGGCGAACAGUUUGUGCCAAAAUAUGAAGAGAUCAAUCCAUUUCAAAAGGUUCCAGCCCUUGGGCAUAAUGGAUUCAAACUGAUAGAAAGGUGUGGCAAUUUUGCAAUAUCUUUAUCUGGAAUUCAAGAUUAGCUGGAACAUAUUAGGUUGAAGAACAAUCCAUUCCUCACAGGUGACAAGAUUAGCAUCGUUGACAUUAUAGGUGCCUGCGAGGUUGAACAACCAAGAAUGGCAUGUUUUAAUCCUCGCGAAGGUAGGAGACAUUUCACUGCAUGGCUUGAAAGAUUAGCUCAAGAGACAAGUCCUCAUUAUGAUGAAGCAGAUAAAUACGUUCAUCAGAUUGCAAACAAGUAGUUAGAAAUACCACCACACAGCUUUACCACGCUUUAAUUGAAUAGUAAUUAUGAGAUGAUGCUGUUUAGCUAUAAUUUUUCGAUAAUUGUUUUUAAGUUAUCGUUAUACAGUCUGUUAUGCGUGCAAUUAAAACGGAGCCAUUAUUUGCGUA